Molecule: messenger RNA, 1014 nt
Organism: Nannizzia gypsea CBS 118893
Lineage: Eukaryota; Fungi; Ascomycota; Eurotiomycetes; Onygenales; Arthrodermataceae
Product: meiotic recombinase Dmc1
Exons: 9
Coding region: 1-1014 (337 amino acids)
Biological process (GO): mitotic recombination; DNA recombinase assembly; reciprocal meiotic recombination
Cellular component (GO): nucleus; condensed nuclear chromosome
Molecular function (GO): single-stranded DNA binding; double-stranded DNA binding; DNA strand exchange activity
Source: RefSeq, a predicted model, not a curated record
AUGCCAGCAUCAACAACCAGUGACAACGGGGAUGAGGAUGAUUUCAUCAUUGAUAUUGACGGCAUCCAAGCCCAUGGCGUGGGAGCGGCCGAUAUCACGAAGCUGAAGAUCAACGGCUUCUACACUGUUGCGUCGGUUCACGGAGCCACACGCAAGACCUUGCUGAAAAUCAAGGGAUUCAGCGAAGUAAAAGUCGAGAAAAUCAAAGAAGCCAUCCAAAAGUGUCAGCCCUCCGCCUCUGGGUUCAUUACCGCCAUGGAACUUGGGCAUCAGCGGAAGCGGGUAGUAAAGAUCUCAACCGGUAGCAAGCAGUUCGACUCAAUACUAGGAGGGGGCUUUCAGAGCAUGAGCAUCAGUGAGGUAUAUGGGGAGUUCAGGUGCGGCAAAACGCAGCUUUCACAUACAAUGUCGGUGAUCGCCCAGCUGCCCAAGGACAUGGGCGGUGCAGAAGGGAAGGCGGCCUACAUUGACACAGAGGGCACAUUUCGGCCUGAACGUAUCGCCCAGAUCGCGGAACGGUUUGGUGUUGACCCGGACUCAGCACUGGAGAACAUAGCGUAUGCGCGAGCUCUAAACAGCGAGCACCAGCUAGAGUUGCUUAACACGCUGGCCAAAGAGUUCGCAAGCGGCGAGUACCGACUGCUUAUCAUUGAUAGCAUCAUGAACUGUUUCCGGGUGGACUACUGUGGUCGAGGGGAGCUUGCUGACCGCCAGCAGAAGCUUAACCAAUUCCUGAUGAAGUUGGCUCAUAUGGCAGAGGAGUUCAAUGUCUGCGUCUUGAUGACGAACCAAGUGCAGAGUGACCCAGGCGCGAGUGCUCUAUUUGCAGGAGCCGACGGGAGGAAACCUGUGGGCGGCCACAUCCUGGCCCACGCAUCGACGACUCGAGUUCUACUGCGCAAAGGUCGGGGAGACGAGCGAGUCGCAAAAGUCCAGGACUCCCCGGACUGUCCUGAGCGCGAGGCGACGUAUGUGAUCACCAACGGCGGCAUCAACGACCCUGAGAAGGUGUAA